UUCAUUUUUUCUGGCCGGUGGAUGAGUUCAGGCAAAUCUUAUAUAUUUUCAUUAUCAUUAUCCCUUCCUCCCUUUUUUCUUCCUGAUCAAGAAAUUGAGGAACCACAGUUCACAAAACCUGUCUGAAUAAUUAACAACCCAACUCAAAAGGAUUCCAUCUUUAUUUCAUUCUUUGCCUUAAAAAAAUAAUAAAGAUUCGAUCUUUCCACUUUCUUUUUCCAAUUUUUUAAUUCCCACAUAUAAUUGAAGAAAGAGAGACCAAGACAGAGUGGGGAAGUUAACAAGAAACGAUGAGAGCUGGUUUAAGUACGAUCCAACAGACUCUGACGCCGGAAGCCGCCACCGUUUUAAACCAAUCAAUCUCAGAGGCGGCGCGUCGCAACCACGGCCAAACUACACCCCUCCACGUCGCAGCCACUCUCCUCGCUUCACCCUCUGGUUUUCUCCGACGAUCUUGCAUCCGAUCCCACCCCAACUCUUCACACCCUCUCCAGUGCCGAGCCCUCGAGCUCUGCUUCAGCGUGGCCCUCGAGCGUCUCCCCACCGUGACAGCCACUCCGGGAAACGACCCGCCGAUCUCCAACGCGCUUAUGGCGGCGCUGAAGCGAGCGCAAGCUCAUCAGCGCCGCGGGUAUCCGGAGCAGCAGCAUCAGCCGCUGCUGGCGGUUAAAGUGGAGCUGGAGCAGCUCGUUAUAUCGAUACUGGAUGAUCCGAGCGUGAGCCGGGUUAUGCGGGAGGCUAGCUUCUCAAGUCCCGCGGUUAAAGCGACGAUAGAGAAGUCGUUGAGUAACAACAAUACGACGCCGAGUCCAAGCGUUUUGAUGACGCGGAACACGUAUCAGCAGAACACGUCUAAGGCGCAACCAGGGGUGAGUAAAAACGACGACGUUGGGCGGGUGAUGGAUAUAUUGAGUCGGGGGAAGAAGAAGAACCCGGUUUUAGUCGGAGAGUCGGAGCCGGGUCGGGUCGUUCGCGAGGUCCUUAAGAGAAUUGAGAGCGGUGAAGCAGCAGCGAAGAAGGUUGUUAAUUUCGAGGAGAUUGGUACGGACAAGGCGGUGAGGAUCGGGGAGCUUGACGGGUUGCUGGAGACCCGGAUUAAGAAUUCGGAUCCUGGAGGCGGCGGAGGUGUGAUUCUGAAUCUUGGAGACUUGAAGUGGCUCGUGGAGCAACCGAGCUCGACGGUAGGGGGGACGGCGGUGGCGGAGCUGCGGAGGCUUCUGGAGAAAUACGAAGGAAGGCUCUGGUUUGUAGGAACCGCGACGUGCGAGACUUAUUUAAGAUGUCAAGUUUAUCAUCCAUCGAUGGAGAACGAUUGGGAUCUCCAAGCUGUGUCGCUGGCUGCCAAAGCUCCGGCCACCGGAGUUUUUCCCAGGCUUGGGAACAAUUUGGGAUCGUCGGCUCAAUCAUUCACGCCGUUGAAGAGCUUCGUACCUCCGAACAGGACACUGAAGUGUUGUCCGGAGUGUUCACAGAGUUACGAGCGAGAGCUCUCUGAAAUUGAUUCAUUGUCUCAAGAGGUUAAAACAGAAGUAACUCAGCCGAAACAGUUGCCACAAUGGCUAUUGAGUGCUAAACCGCAGGCAAAGAUUGAAGAAGUGCAGAAGAAAUGGAAUGAAGCGUGUGUACGUCUUCAUCCUAGCUUUCACAACAAGAGCGAGAGGAUCGUUCCGGUUCCGGUUCCGAUUCCGAUUCCUAUACCGUUGACAACAAGCUCCUACGGUCCCAACAUGCUUCUACGUCAGCCGUUUCAGUCUAAGUUCCAACCCAACAGAGAGUUGCGUGAGAGGGUGCCCUUGAAACCUAUGAGCUCUUUGCUGCCAGAACAAGCCAAGAAGAAGAUCAGUCCUCCCGGGAGCACGGUUCAGACCGAUCUUGUUCUUGGACGGACAGAGGUUUCGGAGAAGGAAGGGGACGUGCAAGUAAGAGACUUCCUCGGCUGCAUAACCUCCGAAUCAGUCCCUAACAACGACAAGAUCAGUGUGUCUAAUCUCGAAAACUCUCUAGACAUUGAUUUGUUCAAGAAGCUUCUGAAAGGAAUGACAGAGAAAGUCUGGUGGCAGCACGACGCCGCCUCCGCUGUGGCCGCGACCGUUAGUCAGUGCAAGCUAGGGAACGGGAAACGGCGCGGUGUUCUAUCAAAGGGAGACGUGUGGUUACUCUUCUCAGGACCAGACAGAGUCGGCAAAAGAAAAAUGGUCUCUGCUCUCUCUUCUCUUGUAUACGGAACCAGUCCUAUAACAAUCCAGCUCGGGUCGAGACAGGACGGUGGAGAUGUGAGUCAUCAUCAUAACAACCUCCGUGGUAAAACUGUGCUGGAUAGGAUAGCGGAAACGGUUAAGAGGAGUCCGUUCUCUGUUAUCUUGCUUGAAGAUAUCGACGAAGCUGAUAUGUUGCUGCGCGGAAGCAUCAGAAGGGCGAUGGAUAGAGGGAGGAUAGCUGAUUCUCACGGCCGUGAGAUCAGUUUAGGUAACGUGAUCUUUGUUAUGACAGCCAGCUGGCAUCUUUCUGCGAAAACGUGUUUCCUUGAUAGUGAAGCGAAGCUUCGGGACUUGGCGAGUGAAAGCUGGAGUUUGAGGUUGUCUAUGCGGGGGAAACGUAGAGCUAGCUGGCUGUUUAGUAGUGAGGACGAGAGGGGGACGAGUAAACCGAAGAGAGAACACGGUUCCGGUUUAUCAUUCGAUCUAAACCAAGCUGCUGAUACAACAACGGACAAUACCAGCGAUCUAACGACGGAUAACGAUCAAGAGGAGCAAGGUUUUAGCGGGAAGCUGUCUUUACAAUGCGUUCCCUUUGCGUUUCACGAGCUGGUGAGCCGCGUAGACGAUGCGGUGGCGUUCAGGGCGGUUGAUUUCGGAGCGGUGAGACGGAGGAUCUCGGAUACGUUGUCGGAGAGGUUCGUGGCGGUGGUAGGCGAGUCUUUAUCGAUGGAAGUGGAGGACGAGGCGCUUCAGAGAAUCUUGAGCGGUGUGUGGUUAGGGAGGAUGGAGUUAGAGGAGUGGAUUGAGAAGGUGAUUGUUCCGGUUUUGAGUCAGCUUAAGGCUCGAGUGUCGUCUUCUGGUACUUACGGUGAUCGUACGGUUGCUCGGCUCGAGCUAGAUGAAGGUUCCGGUGAACGGAGCGGCGGUGAUAUACUGCCGACGAGUGUUACGUUGGCAAUGUGAGUGAGUUUUGAGACUGAGGAAGGGCAGAGAUGUAAAUAUGUCUCAACUGGUUUUGGCGGGUGGAAAGGGAAACAGUUAGGGGUAAAAACAGUUAAAGAUGUUUAUAGUUCCACAGUCUAGUUUUUGUGUUGAUGUAAGGAGGGGGUGAUAGCAAUUAUAUAUAUUUAUUUGAUUAAUAAAGUUGAAUUAUUUUUUGUA
Brassica oleracea var. oleracea is the source of this 3359-nucleotide messenger RNA. RefSeq names its product heat shock protein 104-like. The transcript has 3 exons. Gene Ontology annotation, molecular function: ATP binding; ATP hydrolysis activity. The coding region runs from base 291 to 3161 and encodes 956 amino acids. The record is from RefSeq and is a predicted model, not a curated record. NCBI's taxonomy places the organism in Eukaryota, Viridiplantae, Streptophyta, Magnoliopsida, Brassicales, Brassicaceae.